This is a messenger RNA of Leucoraja erinaceus (little skate), 2182 nucleotides long. It is a transcript of the gene sox14, whose product is annotated as SRY-box transcription factor 14. Gene Ontology annotation, biological process: positive regulation of transcription by RNA polymerase II; cell differentiation; negative regulation of transcription by RNA polymerase II. Gene Ontology annotation, molecular function: RNA polymerase II cis-regulatory region sequence-specific DNA binding; DNA-binding transcription factor activity, RNA polymerase II-specific. Lineage: Eukaryota; Metazoa; Chordata; Chondrichthyes; Rajiformes; Rajidae. The transcript has a single exon. Bases 516 to 1235 code for a protein of 239 amino acids. The record is from RefSeq and is a predicted model, not a curated record.
CACUUCGCGUGCGGACUCGGGAUCAGUGCACAAACCCGUCCUCCGCUUUGAACUCCGCCGCUCUUUGACUUGAAAUCACGAGAUUUCCUCUACAUUUACUGUCCAGGUGCUCUAGCUGGCCGGAGACCUCCGAGGGGAGGAAGAAGAAAAAAAAGGAGGAAGUGAGAGAGAGGGAGAGCGAGAGAAAAAAAGAGCAGCGUGAGAAAGCAAGAAUAUAUUUGCAAAACAAUACGACCCGCUCAAACGAUCACCGGAGCAACUUAGCUGAGGAACUCAGGACUUUGCAAUCUUUUGCCGAGUUGAUUCAGUUUUGUUUUUUCAAAGACGAAGUUUCACCUGUUACGGAAAAGAACUUGUUUUUCGACCGCGGGCCGCAAUGACUUGUUAAGGGACGAUUUCUGCGCGAGUGUGUGUGUGUGUGUGUGUGUUGUGUUUAGAGAGAGGUGAGUUGUUUCAUCUCGGGGGCGCUCCUCUCCAAAAGUCGAUCCGCUCUGCUCGCCCUCCCGUGAGCCAGGAUGUCCAAGCCCGCAGAUCACAUCAAGAGGCCGAUGAACGCUUUCAUGGUCUGGUCGAGGGGUCAGAGAAGGAAGAUGGCCCAAGACAAUCCAAAAAUGCACAACUCCGAGAUCAGUAAAAGGCUUGGCGCUGAGUGGAAACUGCUGUCAGAGGCUGAGAAGAGACCGUACAUUGACGAAGCCAAGAGAUUAAGAGCGCAGCAUAUGAAAGAGCACCCAGAUUACAAGUACCGUCCUCGGCGCAAGCCCAAGAACCUGCUGAAGAAGGACAGGUAUGUCUUUCCUUUGCCUUACCUCGGGGACACUGAUCACUUGAAGGCCGCGGGACUCUCGAUGUCUGCCGCCGACUCUCUCCUGAGUGCAUCUGAGAAAGCCAGGGCUUUCCUCCCGCACACGUCAGCGCCUUACUCGUUGCUUGACCCCAGCCAGUUCGGCUCCAGCGCCAUCCAGAAGAUGACCGAGGUGCCCCACUCCCUCGCCACCACCCUGCCCUACGCGUCCACUCUGGGCUAUCAAAGCGGAGCAUUCGGCAGUUUGAGUUGCCCAAGCCAGCACACGCACACCCACCCGUCGCCCACCAACCCUGGCUAUAUGAUCCCCUGUAACUGUACCGCCUGGUCCGCCUCCAGUUUACAGCCGCCAGUUGCUUACAUACUUUUCCCGGGAAUGACCAAAGGCGGGAUAGACCCUUAUGCCUCGGCGCAUGCCGCCGCGAUGUAGGCUAAAGAGCUCCGAGCAAACGACUUGUGAACUUGAAUUCGGCAUUGCAUGUACAACACAACCAACAGCAAGUAAAAAGACUGUCAUCUUCAGUUGUCCAGACUCUUGAGGCCUGGAACGAAUCCCCCGGAACAGUAUUGGAAGAAGCAGAAAGAAAGCAGAAUCAAUCUCUCCCGACGCCGACACGAGCACCUUGCAAUGUAAAACAGGGAGAGAAGUAUAUAUAUAACAUUUAAAAGACUGUCGCUGAUGUCAAAAUUUACAUUGCAUGUACAGUAAAGGCUCGAGAAAUCGAAACUCUGUCCCUAGUCUGACCACAGACUCUAAAAGAAGGGAACUUUGUGACGGAGACUGUCUGUAGCAUGAUUUGGGUGCGCUAUGGACGGCGGAUAACUGGCUGUAUAAUUGUAGAUGUUUUGUUUGAAACGCUGCCACUUAAAAUGCUUGGCAGAUUCUCAGUUUUAUUUAUUAUCAUGUAUAUUGGUCUAUAAUACCACGUGGUCAUUUUGUUUCGGAACUGAAUUCUUUCAAGUCCUCAAAUUUUCUUUGCACAUCGGAAACGAGACUUGUAUUAAAACGUUGUCAUCAUAACUAGACGACUUGGCAAUUUCGUUCGGGAUUGCGAGAUAACUUUUAAAAUUAACUAUAAGUGAGGGGUUGUUUAUAACCUAGCGAAGACAGAGUAAAAGUGCACUGACUGCCUUAUAUUAAAGAUAGUCCUCACUUGUUAUCGUCCAUUAGAACUGGUCACGGUUUUAAUUUCACACCGAACUUCAGACGUGAAGUCAAUAACGUUGGGUAUUUUUUAAAUGACAAUUCAAAUAUGUUUAAAAAAAAGGUAUGUCUCCAAUACAAACUGUAUCCAGAAGGAUUUUACCUCGUAACUCUGUUCAGUUGUUGAACACAGACAAUGUUUGAAAUAAAGACAAGCUGUCUACAAAAGUUAA